This is a messenger RNA of Drosophila hydei, 5668 nucleotides long. It is a transcript of the gene Abca3, whose product is annotated as ATP-binding cassette sub-family A member 3. Gene Ontology annotation, cellular component: membrane; intracellular membrane-bounded organelle. Lineage: Eukaryota; Metazoa; Arthropoda; Insecta; Diptera; Drosophilidae. The record is from RefSeq and is a predicted model, not a curated record. Gene Ontology annotation, biological process: transmembrane transport; lipid transport. Gene Ontology annotation, molecular function: ATP hydrolysis activity; ATP binding; ABC-type transporter activity. The coding region runs from base 255 to 5477 and encodes 1740 amino acids. The transcript is spliced from 12 exons.
GUUUGUCAGCACUGCCGAGCAGUUGAUCGUGUUCUCUAAUUCAUCUGAACCUAGUUCUGUGUUCUUUUGCUUCGUCCUUGCUUUUUUUUUGGUGAUUUUUUGUUUUUAUACUUUUGCUAUAUUUACCUGGAGCAUAGGGUGUAGUUGCAUGAGCCAUCCAAAUUAAAAAAAAACUUAUAGCGCUUAUAAAAUCGAAAGCGAAAAGCUUAGACAGUUAAAAUAAAUAAUAUCAGGAUAUGACGAGAUAAAUCACUAUGGAAAAAGUAUCGAGCUGGACAAAAUUUAAGCUUUUGCUUUGGAAAAACUGGGUUCUUCAAUGGAGUCACAAACUUCAACUCUUCAUUGAGGUGUUAUUGCCGAUAAUCUUUUGUCUCCUAUUAAUAUUGGUACGUUUUGCGGUAGAUGUCAGUGAAGAGAAAGGUACGACUUACAAGCCGCAAAACAUCGACACGCUGGAUUUAUUCAAUAACUCUCUAAACAAGUUGUCUGGGAAUACUCUUCCGACUUUUGAGCUGAUAUAUGCACCAAACAAUGUUGUCCUGAAAAAGCUUAUGGACGAUGUGGAGAACAGUUUGAACAUAGUAACAACGGGUAUUCCCGAUGUAGAUCAGAUCGUACCGCAAGUGUUGGGGAGUAACUCUGUUGCUGGCGUUGAAUUUCAUGGAUCCAAUUUUGAUGAGCUACCGGACAAUUUAGAGUUCACAUUGCGCUUUCCCUCAGAAUGCCGGACAGGUCAAUUUUCCACAUGGACAACAAACCGAUUAUUUCCAAUGUUCUUACCACCGGGACCACGAAAUCCCGACUCCGAUGAUGGCGGAUUACCACCUGGCUAUCUGCGCGAAGGCUUUCUGCCCAUACAGAAUGCGAUAAGCAUGUCUUAUAUACGACAGAAGUCAUCUAUCAACACAUUGCCAAACAUAGUUUUACAACGAUAUCCAUAUCCGGCCUAUACAGAUGAUAAGUUGAUAGGUGCAUUCCAUGAUGUGAUUUCCUUAAUAAUUUUACUAAGCUUCAUCUAUCCGUGUACGUGUAUCACCAGGUACAUCGCCAAGGAAAAGGAAAUGCAACUGAAGGAAGUGAUGAAGAUAAUGGGACUUGACAACUGGCUGCAUUGGGCCGCUUGGUUCAUUAAGUCAUUCUGUAUGCUGGCGGUAUCAGUGAUUUUAAUGGUUGCAUUAAUGAAAAUAUGCUUCAGCGAAGGCGUUGCCGUUCUUACCCAUUCCAAUUUCUUCGCCGUUCUCCUGUUCUUUCUCAUUUACAUAACGAACACGAUCUGCUUUUGUUUUAUGAUGUCAACGCUCUUCUCCAAGGCUAGCACAGCGGCAGCGGUAACAGGAUUGGUGUGGUUCGUCUUCUAUAUGCCAUACAUGCUCACAACUGUCACGUACAGUGAACUUAAUUUGAGUCAAAAGCUCGGCUGGUCAAUGUUCUUAAAUACAGCGAUGGGCUUUGGCAUACUGCUAAUCGUUUCGUUCGAGGCAGCCGGAGAGGGCUUACAGUGGAACAAUUUAUUCUCACCGGUUAACAUUGAUGAUAACUUAACUGUUGGCCAUGUUAUGCUAAUGAUGUUAGUAUCUAGCUUCGUCUAUAUGCUGGUCUGUCUCUAUAUUGAGCAGAUAUUUGCUGGCAGUUACGGAGUAACGCGCGAAUGGUAUUUCCCCUUUACGAAGUCAUUUUGGUGCCAAAAAAAGAAAGUGAUGACGCACCCAGAAGAAAUGCCUGAAUUGGAGCAAAAGGAUCCAAAUGCCUUCGAGAAAGAGCCCACUGACAAACACAUUGGCCUACAGAUCAGAAAUUUAAAGAAACAAUUUAAAAAUAAAUGGGCUGUCAAGGGGAUAUCACUCAACAUGUUUGAAGAUCACAUAACUGUGCUACUUGGCCAUAAUGGAGCUGGCAAAACGACAACCAUAUCGAUGAUAACGGGCCUGAUUCCGCCCACGUCUGGCACAGCGAUUAUCAAUGGUAGCGAUAUACGCACCAAUCUCAAGGGUGCUCGCGAAUCAUUGGGUGUUUGUCCACAGUAUAAUGUGCUGUUCGACGAUAUGACCGUUGCCAAUCACUUGCGCUUUUUCUGUCGGCUGAAGGGUCUCAAGGGCACUGCUGUGGAUGCUGAGGUGAAAAAGUACCUACAAAUGAUUAAUCUGGAAAAGAAGGCUAAUAAUUUAUCGGCAACACUGUCGGGCGGCAUGAAGCGUAAAUUAUCCCUGUGCUGUGCUCUUUGCGGCGGCACUAAAGUCGUACUUUGUGAUGAGCCCAGCUCUGGCAUGGAUCCAGCUGCACGUCGUCAGCUGUGGGAUCUACUGAUAAGCGAGCGACCCGGCCGUACUAUAUUGCUGACCACUCAUUUUAUGGAUGAGGCCGAUGUGCUUGGCGAUCGUAUUGCUAUCAUGUGUGGUGGAGAGCUCAAAUGCAAUGGCACUUCCUUUUUUUUGAAGAAAAAAUUUGGGUCGGGUCAUCGGCUGAUAUUUGUCAAGAAGGAGAACUGUCAUCCAGCUGAAGUGACGGCCGUGCUAAGCAAGUAUAUACCAAAUAUAUGGCCAACUAGUGAUAUUGGCACAGAGCUUAGCUACAGUUUGCCCGAUAAGUAUUUGAAUAAAUUUGAGGAGAUAUUUCGAGAACUGGAGAAGCGCAAAGAUGAGCUGAAUGUGGAAGGUUUUGGAGUUGGCAAUACAUCAUUGGAGGAAGUGUUCAUGAAAGUGGGUGCGGAGUCUAUGCCCAAUGACGAAAGAAUGGAGCUUAAAUCAAAAGUGAUUCCCCAGGCACCAAACCCGGACAAUGAAUCAAUGAAAUCGGAUACCUAUCUAGCGCAGAAUGGUCAACUGUUGGAUGGCAUGAAGUUAAUGGGCAAUCAGUGGGCGGCAAUGAUGUAUAAGAAGGUGCUGUAUACAUAUCGCAACAAAGUGCUGUUUAUCGUGCAAAACAUUUUGCCCAUUGUGUUUGUUACCUUGACAAUAAUGGUAUCGCGCAGUAGUGGCAUCAACUCGGAAUUGCCAUCGAUGGAAGUCAGUCUUACCCAAUAUCCGGCUGCGAUUUCCGUGUUGGAAACUUUGCCAACUUUGACAAAAGAUUCACUUGGCGGACAAAUUGCCAAAAGCUACGAACAGUUGACCAAGUCAUAUGGCCCAAGCUAUACGUUUGAGAGUACGGGUGAUAAAACCUUUUCGGAUUACAUACUCGAUCUGGGCAAGACCAUACAGGUGCGAAUUAACUCACGCUAUUUGAUAGCUGCAACCAUUGGAGAGGAUAAGAUAACCACCUGGCUAAAUAAUCAGCUGUUACACACAGCGCCCCUCACUCUUAACAUGGUGCACAAUGCGAUAGCUCACGUAUUAAUUGGCCCACAUGUAAAAAUCAGUGUUACCAAUUCUCCAUUGCCAUACAAAACGGAAACAUUACUAAUCCGAUCACAAGUGGGCGCUGGCCUGGGCACCCAAUUGGCCAGCAAUUUUGGGUUUUGCAUGUCCUUUGUAAGCACUUUGUACAUAUUGUUUUUGAUCACUGAACGUGAAUCGAGAUCGCAGCUAUUGCAAUUUGUGAGCGGCGUCAAGGGUUGGGUGUAUUGGCUGUCACACUUUGUGUGGGACUUUUUAACCUUUACGUUAACGGCUUUCAUUGCUACAGUCACGUUAGCCUGUUUCCAGGAGGAGAAUUUUAGCACAUUUGAUGAACUGGGUCGCAUCUUUGCGCUGAUGCUGAUCUUUGGAUUUGCCGUGUUGCCAUUUACCUAUUUCUUGUCGUAUUUCUUCAAAGAUGCCGCCACUGGCUUUGCACGAAUUGUCAUUCUGAAUAUAUUCGCUGGCAUGGCCAUAUUCGCAGUGGUCAUUAUAAUGUCAAGCGAACUAUUUGAAACGAAAACUGUCGCAAAUUGGCUCAAUAACAUCUUUCGCAUUUUUCCACACUUUUCGCUCGCCAUGAGCAUCCACAAAGUUAGCUCAAAUACGGCUACCCGAACUGCCUGCGACAAGCUAACCGGCCUGCCGCCCAUCAUUAUCUGCGAGCUUGUGCCAAUGUGUUGCAGCGUAAGUAAGUUCUUUGAUUGGAACGAACCCGGCGUGCUGCAGGAGAUAGUCUACAUGAUUAUUGUUGGCUUAAUUUUCUUUACUGUCCUUUUGCUGAAUUCAUACGGCGUAAUUCGCAAGAUUUCGACCUAUCUAGUUAAGAAACAACCAAUUCCGCCCGAGCGAACUGUCUUUGAUGACGAUGUGGAUAAGGAACGCAGUCGCAUUAUGAAUAUGAGUCAGCAAGAGAAAGCCGAAAAGAAUCUGGUGCUGGAUAGUGUGUGCAAGUAUUAUGGAAAGUUUUUAGCUGUCAAUCAGGUGUCGCUAUGUGUGAACGAAGCCGAAUGCUUUGGCUUGCUGGGCGUAAAUGGGGCUGGCAAGACGACAACGUUUAAGAUGCUGACAGGCGAUACGAAUAUAAGCUUGGGCAAUGUUUACAUCCAGGGCAUAAAUCUAAACAGGAACCUAAAUGAAGUAUACAAAAGAAUUGGUUAUUGUCCUCAAUUUGAUGCAGUACUGGAAAAUCUAAGCGGCCGUGAACUCUUAAUGAUUUUCUGCCUGUUGCGCGGCAUUAGGAGAAAUAUCAUCAAACCAUUGUCAGAAGAUUUGGCCAUGACAUUUGGCUUUUUCAAGCAUAUUGAUAAGAAAACGAAGGCUUAUAGCGGUGGCAACAAGCGUAAACUGAGCGCUGCAAUUGCAGUGAUUGGCUCACCAUCUGUUGUUUAUAUGGAUGAGCCCACUACUGGCAUGGAUCCGGCUGCCCGACGUCAGCUGUGGAAUAUUGUGUGUCGUAUACGAGAUUCGGGCACAUCAAUUGUGCUCACAUCGCACAGCAUGGAGGAGUGCGAAGCAUUGUGUACUCGUCUGGCUAUCAUGGUUAAUGGCGAGUUCAUGUGCAUGGGCUCCACGCAACAGUUGAAAAACAAGUUUUCUAAGGGUCUUAUACUUAAAAUUAAAAUGCUACCCGCGACGAAAGAUGGAUACAGCACACCCGUUCCAUAUCAGGUCAGCAAUUUAGCAUUGGGUGGUAAUCUCGAUUCCUUAAGAACUUCGAUUUCUAAUGGAAAUAUAUCACCAACGCCUAUUCCACAUCAGAGCAGCAUUAUUGAUUUUCUGCCGUCGAUUGGCAACGAUAGCAAUGUCAAUGCCCUUGUUAGUACCAAUGUGGAAGACAUGGAUAACAACACGACAUUACAACAGAAUAACAACGAUAAAGUCAAGCAGUUCAUCCAUGAAAAAUAUCCGGAGUCUAUUCUACAAGAGGAAUGUCAGGGCAUGCUAACGUUUUACAUUCCACUGCAGGGCCUUAAAUGGUCUGAAAUUUUCGGUAUUAUAGAGGACCAUCGUGAAAAAUUGCAAAUGGAGGAUUAUUCUAUAAGUCAGACAACAUUGGAGGAGAUAUUCUUAGAUUUUGCCAAAUACCAGGCUGCAGAUAACCGAUGUUCCAAAACAUUGCGUCGAAAUUGUUGCGGCUGCUAAGAAUUUAUAUUUUAGGAACCUUAUGUACCCAAUGUGAACGUUUUAGGCAUUUUCGACAUCUGGUAAUCAAAUUAUGUUUAUCAGAUUGAUUGAAUUUUAAAAAUCAGAGAAAUGUAUAGCAAAUGUGAAUUUUAAUGUGAAUUAAGGAAGGAAGACUAUUUUAAUAUAACAGUUAUAGAUGUGUUUCGUAG